This is a messenger RNA of Pantherophis guttatus, 5274 nucleotides long. Its product is annotated as P-selectin. Gene Ontology annotation, cellular component: neuronal cell body; endoplasmic reticulum; membrane. The record is from RefSeq and is a predicted model, not a curated record. Lineage: Eukaryota; Metazoa; Chordata; Lepidosauria; Squamata; Colubridae. Gene Ontology annotation, biological process: cell adhesion; regulation of protein kinase C signaling; synapse maturation.
UGCAUAGUCCUCCAGUGUCGUCGUCCCCAAUUUCCAAAUCCCUUAAGGGUGCUGGAUUUCAAUUGCUGCUGUUCCCUUUGGUUUGUAAUGAAAAACUUCAGGAUGUUGUAGUUUUUCAUGAACUAAUUAAUUGGCAAAACACAUAGCACUGGGCUAUUGUAAACUUAGACAACCUUUGUACUUAGUAUUAAGGUAGCAGAGAAACUUAUAAAAUAAGUGCCUCUUACAAUUUAUUCAAAAUGUUCCCUUGAAUCUACCACAACAUCUGACUAACCCUGGAUUUUAGUGGCUUCUCUAUAUAUAGGCAUAUUUAUGUGUAGUCCAUGAAUAGGUACUCUUACUGCUUUCAGGUUCAUACUAUGCCUACUAUUUGUUAUAACAGCCUUAAAAGUCUAAAGUAUAUCACCAUGUGACUAGAUUUAUGCCCCAAUCUGAGAAAAGCAGGGCUUAAAUAUUCAGGCCAAUAGCUGGCAAGGAGUUAACUAUAUGUGGCUGUGGCAGGGCGGUCCAGUGAAGAAGGCAAUAGGAAAUCAGCAAUCAGCUUCGAGGCACUUUUAGAGGAAGUGCUGAUACAAGAAGCUGCAUAAGGAAAGGUGUAUAAGAGGAAAUCAAAGAGGGAAUCUCCAUUGAAAUGGCUUUGGUCAAUGGGCAGUUCUGGUACAGAUGGGUACAUGACUGCUUUUUGCUUACUAUUAUUAGUUGGGGACUCCUCUUUCAUGUGGAUGCCUGGACUUACCACUAUGGGGCUCAAUCAGACCUAACCUGGGAAGAUGCACGGACAUUUUGCAAGACCUGGUAUACUGACCUGGUUGCAAUCCAGAACAAAGAAGAAAUUGCCUAUCUCAAUGACUUCUUACCAAAACAUUCAAAGUAUUACUGGAUUGGGAUCCGGAAAAUAAACAACACCUGGACAUGGGUAGGAACCAGAAAGGCCCUGACCAAAGAGGCAGAGAACUGGGCUUAUCAGGAACCUAACAACAGGCGAUCCAACCAAGACUGUGUUGAGAUUUACAUUAAGAGGGACUAUGAAGUUGGAAAAUGGAAUGAUGAGCCUUGUGGGAAGAAGAAACGGGCACUCUGCUAUAAAGCGUCUUGUGAACCUUCCUCCUGCAACGAACGCAGUGAAUGUGUGGAGACCAUUGGGAAUUAUACCUGCCAAUGCUACCCUGGUUUCUAUGGCCCUUUGUGUGAAAAUGCUGUAAAAUGCAACAAGUUUGGCCCUCUCCAUCAGGCCCUGUUCAUGAAUUGCACUCAUCCGCUGGAGCAGUUCAGUUAUAGAUCUCAUUGUAGCUUCAGAUGUGAUAAAGGUUUUAUAAUAACUGGCCCAGUCAACUUGCAAUGUUUGUCAUCUGGGCAAUGGACAGCAGAAGAACCUCAGUGUACAGCUAUCCAGUGCCAGCCAUUAAAUAUCCCUGUAAAUGGAAACUUCAGCUGCAUUCAUAUCCAUGGGGAAUUUCAUUACCAGUCUAGUUGCAACUUUAAAUGCAAAGAAGGCUUUCUGAUCAACGGAGCAGAGACCACUAUGUGUGAAGCAUCUGGAGCAUGGAGUGCUUCAGAGCCAACUUGCCAAGUUAAGCAAUGUCAGCCAAUUCAGCCACCUGCAAGAGGAAUUAUGGAUUGUGUAAACCCAAUUGGUGAUUAUAGUUACAACUCCACUUGCAGCUUUGCUUGUGAAGUGGGCUUUGAACUUAGUGAUUCCCAGCCUUUGAUUUGCAGUGCAUCUGGUCAGUGGACUUCUCCCAUACCAACAUGUCAGGCUAUUCAGUGCCAGUCCCUAGAGGCACCUGCUCAUGGAAAUACCACCUGCGUUCAUCUCCAUGGGGAAUUUCAGUACCAAUCCAGCUGCACUUUUCUUUGCACCAAGGGUUUUCGGUUACAUGGAAAAGAGGUCACUGAGUGCACAGCUUCUGGAAAAUGGACAGCUCCAGCCCCAGUUUGCCAAGCUGUUCAGUGCAAGCCAUUAAAUAUCCCCGUAAAUGGAAACUUCAGCUGCAUUCAUAUCUAUGGAGAAUUUCAUUACCAGUCCAGUUGCAACUUUAAAUGCAAAGAAGGCUUUCUGAUCAAUGGAGCAGAGGCCACUAUGUGUGAAGCAUCUGGAGCAUGGAGUGCUUCAGAGCCAACUUGCCAAGUUACGCAAUGCCACCAUUUGCAGAAUCCUAAAAAUGGGGAGAUGGCCUGCUCUCACCCAUUUGCAGAAUUUGCUUACCAAUCCACCUGUCAGUUUGCAUGUGAACCUGGCUUUCUCUUGACUGGAACAAAUUCAACCUUCUGCUUGGCAACCAGGCAUUGGAGUUCUCCAUUACCAGCAUGCCAUGUUAUUGAAUGCCCAAACCUGGAUACUCCUCAACAUGGAGAAUUAAAGUGUUCCCAUCCACAUGGAAGUUUUGCUUAUAAUUCCAGUUGUGCCUUCUCCUGUGAUAUGGGCUUUGUACGCAUUGGAACAAGUCAACUUCAGUGCACACAUUUGGGAAAGUGGACUGCAGCUACACCCAGUUGUGAAGCUGCCAAGUGCCCAUUUCUACACAAGCCAGCAAAUGGCCAUUUACAGUGUCUUCACGCUCAUAGCCAUUUUGCAUAUGGCUCCAGUUGCAACUUUUCCUGCAAUGCUGGUUUUCAACUAGUUGGGCAGGCAACACUUGAUUGCACCGCAUUAGGAAACUGGACUCAAGAAAUGCCUUCCUGUAAAGCUGUUCAAUGCCCACCCCUGAAAAACCCAGAGAAUGGCAAAGAAAAUUGCUUUAAUCCUUAUGGACAUUUUGCAUAUUACUCCAGCUGCACCUUCUCCUGCAACUCUGGGUUUGAAUUAGCUGGAUCAGAGAAGCUGAAUUGCACAGAUCAGGGAAACUGGACUGGAGAGACACCCAUCUGUGAAGCUCUCAAGUGCCCUGAAUUGCAGGCUCCAAAGAAUGGACAGCUCAAAUGCUCUCAAUCUUAUGGAAAUUUCACAUAUGACUCCAGUUGUGUCUUCUCCUGUGAUAUGGGUUUUAAAAGAAUUGGAUUCAAAAGGGUGAACUGCACAGCUACAGGAGACUGGACAGGAUUUGCACCAUUUUGUGAAGCCAUAAAGUGUUCCCCCCUUCAAGAGACAGAGAACAUGAAAAAGAACUGCUCCCAUCCCUGGGGCCACUUCAGCUACAGCUCCACAUGUCACUUCUACUGCACUGAGGGCUUCAUUCUCAAUGGAACGAGUAGGAUGCAAUGCCAACCUGAUGGCCGGUGGUCUGCUGAGAUGCCUGUUUGUCAAGAAAACGCUGCCAUUUACCUAAAGCAAGUUUUGCUCUAUACCGGUGGAGUCACAGCAUCCCUUGUUGUUUUAAUGAUCUCUGGGGGUCUGAUAGUUCUAGCAAUUAAGCGUCUUGGCAAAAGAGAAGAGAAAAAGAAACUGCUAAGUCAUACCAGUGAGUUGGGGGUACCUGGUACAUAUUCCAAUUCAGCAUUUGACUCAGUCUUCUAAGAACUCAUCUGGAACACGCUAUGAAGAAAAAUGCUGAUGCAAUGGAAUAUUCGUACACCUCAUUCAGUUCUGUUAAUAUUAUUGAUUAGGAUUUGGGCUCACUGAAGUCAGAGAAAAUAAAUUAAUAUUUGAAACAUGUAGCUUUAAAAGAUACGUUGCAUGGAGCUUCCAUUCACCAUGCAGCUAUAGCACUUAAAGGAUCUCAAAACUUACCAGAAUUCAUUGUUAUUUAUCUUCUGGCAAGAUGUUCUGAAAUGAUCCAUGUUCUUCCCGUGUUAUUGGACUUUCAACUACUUAUAACAUUGCUAACCAUUAUUGCUAAGAAGAUGCUGUAGAUAUGCCAAGAAGUCUUUUUGGGAAAUUGUGGCUGAUUUUCCAAAAUAUACUAAUUUCAACACUUAAAAAAAAGAAAUGUAGAUUUAAAAAUUGUUUCUAUUUUCUUGUAUCAAGAUACAGAUGUAAAGACAUAAUAAAGCUUGCUUCUUUCAAAGCUUGGUUUUCAUAAUAAUAAUAAUAAAAAAGAAAAAUACACAGAAGACACCUGCGCUCCAUAUUUUUGAAGGAGAAUAUCCAUCUUGUGCUGGAUGUGGAGGUAGUGACAGAUUUUAUUUUCCUGGGCUCCAAGAUCCCCACAGAGGGGGACUACAGCCAAGAAAUUAAAAGACGCUUGCUCCUGGGGAGGAAAGCUAUGGCAAAGUUAGAUAGCAAACUAAAAAGUAGAGACAUCACCCUGCCAACAAAAGUGCGUAUAGUCAAGGCUAUGGUUUUCCCAGUUGCAAUGUAUGGCUAUGAAAGUUAGACCAUAAGGAAGACUGAGCACCAAAGAAUUGAGGCCUUUGAACUAUGAUGCUGGAGAAGAAUCCUGCAAGGCGUCUUGGACUGCAAGGCAAUCAAACCGGUCAGUCCUAGAGGAGAUCAAUCCUGACUGCUCUUUAGAAGGCCAGAUCCUGAAGAUGAAACUCAAAUACUUUGGCCACCUAAUGAGAAGGAAGGACUGACUGGAGAAAAGCCUAAUGCUGGGAAAGAUUGAGGGCAAAAGAAGAACUGGACAAGUGAGAACAAGGUGGCUGGAUGGAGUCACUGAAGCAGUAGGCGUGAGUUUAAAUGGACUCCAGAGGAUGGUAGAAGACAGGGAGGCCUGGAGGAACAUUGUCCAUGGGGUCGCAAUGGGUCGGACACGACUUCGCAACUAACAACAACAAAAACAAUCCAGCUUUUGCAGUGGCCCCUGAGACUUUACUAGAAAUUGUUCACAUACUGGAAUUUAUCUUUUUAAAUAACGGCUAGAAUCUUGUUUUCAAAAGCAAAUGAAAGAGAACAACUCUAGGAAAUUGUAAGCUGCAAUCAAUGACACAUUCUGCACAUGUAGCAAAUACAUGAAAACUCAAAAGUGCUGAUCAUAUACUGUUCAUUUUCAGGAGUCAAACAUGUUUUAUAUUUUAAAUGAACAAUCCCUUUAUAAUAAUUAAUAUGGCUAGUUAUCAAAAUGGUCUAAAAAUCAAUACUACCUCAAAAAUAGAGUUUGGUCAACUAUCUUGUUAGGUAUUGUUAGUUGACUUAUUGCUCCAACACAGUCAAAUAUUUCAGACUCAAACAAGUCUCACUACACUGCAUUGCUUCUUUCAUUGUCCAUUAGUAUUUACAACUAGAAAAGACAACUUUCCUAGCAUGCUAAAGUAGUAAUAUAACAGAUUGAAAUCCUCACAAAAUUAAUUUGAUAUUGUCAAAUCUCAGCCUGAUCUAUCUCAUAGUGAUGGAAGAUAUAUUAUGAUUACAAUGGGAGGAUGUAAAUGUAAUAAAAUUCAUUAUUUACAAAUUAA